AUGAAUUCAUUUUAUACGCUGCAAACAGUCUCGAAAGAUGCAAUGAAUAUGUCGAAUAUCAAAAGGAUAUCGUGUAUGGUUGAUGGUCACCGAACGUAUAGUUGCCUGCAAGAUGAUGACGAUGUAUAUUUUCCGUUUGAAAAAUUUCUCAAGAAACAAUACGAUGUGACCGGGAAACUAACUAAAGAUAAGGGAAACAAGGAAGAUCAUUUCGAAUGGUCGACGUCCACAUCGAGAGUUCGCUUUCCGGAUGAAGGUGAAUACGAUCCGGUUGGAACGUUUGGACAUUUCGCUUCGUAUAGUGUCGAGAGUCGAGAUCGUGUGCGAUGUAUCAGUGCGCAGUAUGGUGUUCCGUUGUCAACGCAGUGGUCAUCAAAGCCAUAUUUCUAUCCGAUUCAAAUAGCGCAAUACGCCUUACAACAUUACAGCCGAAACCGUACAGGUCCUGAACCAGUGGAAAUUGAGCUAGGCAAAGCACCCAGUGAUUGGAUCGUAGAGGAUAGCGCGUCCUACGAAGCAAAAGAAGGAAUAGAGGGUAUUCGGGAGGUUCUUGAUGAAGAACUGCACAAAAAUGUUAUGGAGAUAUUUCCAGUGGGCAACGAUAAUGGGAAAGAUACAGCCGUGAGGUUAUCGUUGAAUGAAAACGUGAAUUUGGAUGUGAUCUCUUUCUUUUGGCGUUCUGAUGCGUACGCUUCUUUCACGAUUGCAGCCGAAAUUAUUCCGCUCAAAAAGAAAAUUUAUUUGCAUUAUGUGCACAAAAGUGACGGUAGAUGUGUAUGGCGUGAAGCUAACGGUCAACAGGAACAUUUUUACUACGAAUUGGGCGCAAAACCAGACCCAUCAAGCUGGAGGUUGAUUUGUCGAGAUGUUUUAACGGACGCAGGCCGAGCGUUGGCCAGUACUGUUUCGAACGGGAAGAAGACCGGCAGCACGAGUGCGGCAGCCCAAUUGCAUCCAGGUUCAACGAAUAUUUGUGAUAUUCGGGUGAUUUCGUUGGUGUUACGGGGGCAUUCAUGGCUUCACAGUCUCAAGCAACGAUCCUCAGCGCAUAUGGAGCAAUUUUUAGUGGUGGCCGAUUGGUUUCUGUCGAAUCAAGACGAUGACGGUGGAUGGUCUGUACCAGUGGAACGUUCAAUUGCUGAGAAAAGUUUGGUGUUGGAAGCCGGUUGGCAUAGUGCAAUGGCUCAAGGACACGCACUGAGUGUGUUGACAAGAGCGUAUGCGAUAACGAAAGAGUUGAAAUAUCUACGAGCGGCCGUAAAAGGGACCAAACUUUUCAAGAUUAAUGCUGGCGAAGGUGGCGUUAGGAAUGAUCUGUUCGGUUAUGCGUGGUACGAGGAGUACCCGACGCAACCGGGCACAUUCGUCCUCAAUGGUUUUAUGUAUUCGCUGAUAGGUCUCUACGAUUUAUCUGCGGCGUUGAAGAAUCAACAACAAAUGGAGAAUGAUGCGGCUGAGCUUUUUGCGGAUGGAAUUCGUUCGUUGCAAACGUUUUUGCCGUUG
This is a messenger RNA of Anisakis simplex (herring worm), 1503 nucleotides long. The record is from the annotation of a GenBank genome assembly. Lineage: Eukaryota; Metazoa; Nematoda; Chromadorea; Rhabditida; Anisakidae.